GGAUCUGGGGUGCUGAAACUAGGCAGAGGAGCUGCUUGGAGAUGCUUCUGCUGUGGCUGCUGCUGCUGCUGCUGUUACUGCUGCCCCCACUGGCCAUACUCUGGCCACAGAGGUCUCGGGAUGCCAGGCCAUCCUGGCUGAUCCGCCUCCAGCACCAGAUGGCCUGGGGGGUGCUGGGCUGGGCAGCUGCCUGGCAGCAGCAGAAACUGAAGCAGAGAACACUGCACGUGGGCCAGAGCCAACAGCAGGCCCUCAGGUGGUGUCUGAAGCGAGCCCAGGGCCUCUGCUGGCUCCCCAAGGAGAACACAGACAUGAGCACCUUCCGGAAUCAUCUCCCACUGACCAAACCCAGCCACGGCCAGGAGGAAGAAAGUGAAGAGAAGCCCCUGCCUCCCACCCUUCCUCAGUACCAUGGAGAGACCUGUCUGCAGGCCACCCUUCUGGGUCUAGUAACCCUAAACAAAGCCUACCCAGAAGUGCUAGCUCCAGGAAGUACUGCCUGUGUGACCCCGACAUCCCCGUGGCCCUACUCUGUCCCCUGGCUUGGGCAUGCCCUGGGCCGGGUAAGCCCUCUUGGAGCCAAGGAUCCCCGAACUCUGCUGCUGGAGGCACUGACAAGCCCUGGGCUGAGGGGACUGGAGGCAAGGACUGCUGUGGAGCUCCUGGAUGUCUUUGUGCGCCUGGAGACUGAUGGCAAAGAAUUGGCUGAGGCCAUAGCAGCUGGGAAUGUAGGAACACCUCUCCCCGGACGAGCGGCUGAACUGCAAGAGGCCUUAGAGCAGGGAGCCCGAGGACUGGCCCUUCGCCUGUGGCCAAAGCUACAGGUGGUGGUGACGCUGGACGCAGGAGGCCAAGCAGAAGCUAUGGCUGCCCUUAGGGCCUUGUGGUGCCAAGGGCUAGCCUUCUUCUCUCCUGCUUACACUGCCUCUGGAGGGGUGAUAGCCCUAAACCUCUGGCCGGAGCAACCCCAAGGACUCUAUCUUCUGCCCCCUGGACACCCGUUUAUUGAGCUGCUUCCAGUCAAGAAAGGAAUCCAAGAGGACGCAGCCUCCACGCUCCUCCUUACUGAUGUCCAAAGGGAAGAAGAGUAUGAGCUGGUGCUCACUGACCAUACCAGCCUGACCAGGUGCCGCAUGGGUGAUGUGGUGCAGGUGGUUGGUGCCUACAAUCAGUGUCCUAUUGUCAGGUUCACCCGCAGGCUGGGACAGACCUUGAGUGUUCGAGGAGAAGCUACUGGUGAGGCUCUAUUCUCUGUGGCCCUGGCCCAAGCCGUGGGACAGUGGCCAGGGGCCAAACUAUUGGACCACAUCUGUGUGGAGAGCAGCAUUCUGGACUCCUGUGAGGGUUCCGUCGCCCCACAUUACGAAGUAUUCGUGGAGCUGAGGGGGUUGAGGAAUCUGUCGGAAGAAAAUCGAGACAAGCUUGACCACUGCCUUCAAGAAACCUCCCCUCACUACAAGUCGUUGCGGUUCCAGGGAAGUGUGGGUCCUGCCAAAGUCCAUCUGGUGGGGCCGGGUAGCUUCAGAGAACUCCGGGAAGCGCUAGCAGCCUGCCCCUCCUCUUCCUUCCCUCCCGAAAUGCCUCGGGUCCUCAGGCUCAGGCACCAGGCCCAGCUCCUGCAGAAGAGGGUAAUAUCCUAACCAAGGCAGCCAGGCUUCCCUUUGCCACGUCUCUCCUCUGGGGCAUCUCCAGAUGUUGAGUCCUGGGCUAGAGCUCACGCACUGUUGGCCUAUCAGAGCCAUUGGAUCUUAGGGAGGCGGCCUUAGAGUCACUGG
Molecule: messenger RNA, 1775 nt
Organism: Acomys russatus (golden spiny mouse)
Lineage: Eukaryota; Metazoa; Chordata; Mammalia; Rodentia; Muridae
Gene: Ghdc
Product: GH3 domain containing
Exons: 9
Coding region: 42-1640 (532 amino acids)
Cellular component (GO): cytoplasm
Molecular function (GO): acid-amino acid ligase activity
Source: RefSeq, a predicted model, not a curated record